Messenger RNA from Cyclocybe aegerita, 2139 nucleotides. The record is from the annotation of a GenBank genome assembly. NCBI's taxonomy places the organism in Eukaryota, Fungi, Basidiomycota, Agaricomycetes, Agaricales, Hemipholiotaceae.
AUGGCCUACAACCGCGAAUGGGACAGAGGAAAGGACUCCUGGAGCGACCAGCAUACAUGGUCAGCCCAGGACAGUAGGGGAAACGUGCGAGACCGUGAGGAAGAUGCCUACAGCGAUGGCAAACGCCGCAAGUUCAACAACGGCGGCUACGACGGCGCUCGUCCUUACGAUGACCACUCAUACUCCGAUCCGCAUCGACAACACCAUGAUUGGUCACAAGAAUAUGGCCACGAGGAUCGCGCUCGUAGCGGUCCUGGCGCCUUUCCAAAGAAGCGCCUUGUACCCUCCGAGCCCAGUCCUCAUGUCAUCUUUCUUGGACUCGAUCCAGACUUCUCCGAGGCCGAUCUUCAGGCAUACCUCGUUUCCAAUGGCUGCAGUGUGGAGACCGUCACAAUCAUCCGCGAGAGAUCAUCAGGUUCUUCCAAAGGCUUCGGCUUUGCUCAAUUCUCAAGCGUCGAACAUGCCCGGGCCUUUGUCGACCCCCUCUUUCCCUUCAUCCAGAUGCCUCCUCCAGCAUCUCAUGGGGCCUCUGCAACUGCGGCCUUCUACAAGGCCUUGGAGGCCGGACUACCUCAUAAUGGGCGAAGGGUCAAGAUUGAUUAUUCCCAAAGUGCCACACCACAUGACAAGGGGCGGAUGAACAGAGGCAACCUGAACGAUGGCACUCGUGAUAUUGGCAAUACGCAAGCACCAGUUCUCCUCUUCCGAGGUCUGGAUCUUCUUUCAGGCCCACAGGCUAUUUACCAAGCCAUGCUCUCGUCUUCGGGUUCAAACAAGCAAGACGGGGCGAAAGGCAUGAGGCGGAUCAUACUCAUCAAGGAUAAAGUCACAAUGGCGAGCUUCGGUUUCGCAUUUGUGGAGUUCGUUGAUGUGCAGUCUGCCUCGAGAGUGUUGGCUGCGACGAUGUCUCCCCAGAUCCACCCGUCUGGUUUCCGUAUAUCUGAUCGUCCAGUUGCUGCUUCCUUCGCCCAUCCAUACUCUUUCCAGCCUGUGACAGAUUUCCUCUCCCGGGAUGAAGCCUGUCUUCAGUCGACUAUGGCUCUUGGAGGAGUGGAAGGCACAUGGGUCAGAUAUUGGGAUGAGAGUUCAACCAUUGCAGUCCUCGAGUUCAAGGUUGAGGAACCCGUACGGCCCGCCAUUCAAGCGAAGGAGAAGAAAGAAAAGAAGAAGACGAAACAUGAUGGAGACGCCUUAAAGGCCGCUGUAGCUACUCCUUCAACCCUCCCGGUGUCGGAUAAACCCGUCACUCUGAGCUUCAGCAAGGGUCCUACGAAGAUUGUAGGGUCCUCUAAAGUUUCUGUGCCAGGGUUUUCAAUGGAUGAUUCGACCAAUGCGGAUGACUCACAAGAAGACCAAGGCUCUGAGCCCAACAAGCCUAUGGUCGUAAAAAAAGUUGCCCCGCUGAUUGCGAGCAAGAAGACUGCCAGCAAUAUCAACAAAUGGAACCAAGUUCAGGAGGAGUUAUCGAACGACACAGUUGCUCUCCCGGUACCGGCGGUCGCUCCGACGAUGAAGGUUGCCAUUAAUUCAUCUGCGCGAGUAGCCAGUGAAGGAUCGCCUGGGCCCGAAGCCGAAUUCGAGUUUUCGGAUGUUGCAGCGUUGAUGUGUCUUCUCUGUGCCCGGCAGUUCAAGUCGCUGGAUCAGUUAAAACGCCACAAUAAGGAAUCUGAUCUUCAUAAAAAAAAUUAUAAAGAUGCCAACCUGAGAGAUAUUGCUCGAGAGAAGGUUGCUGCACGAAAGGCAGGGACGCAGGAACUACCCAAGUACCGCGAUCGCGCUUCUGAACGCCGCACACUCUUCAAUCAGCCCGAUGUACCCCUCCCGGAGAAAGAGCCUAAUCUCACGAAAAAAAAAUACUCCGAACCGCCCCGGGCACCUACACCUCCUCCGCCCCAUGUUAAUCCUGGUCAGGAUGAAUCAAAUGUAGGGAACAAGUUGUUAAAAAUGAUGGGUUGGAAGGAGGGCACCGGCCUUGGGUCAGAAGGGGAUGGUCGGGUCGACCCCAUUCAAACAGCUGUUUUUACCCCUGGUGCCGGCUUGGGUGCCAGCAAAGGGAAGGAUAUUGGCAAAUAUACGGAAGGGUUCACGAACUACGUUCAUAUGGCCCAAGAUGCUGCUCGUGAGCGGUAUGAAGGUUAG